Molecule: messenger RNA, 1821 nt
Organism: Danaus chrysippus (African queen)
Lineage: Eukaryota; Metazoa; Arthropoda; Insecta; Lepidoptera; Nymphalidae
Source: the annotation of a GenBank genome assembly
AUGUUUGCUUGGUGCUGUAUCGUGAUCAUGAUGUGCACGAUCAGCACUGGAGUACUAUCUCCUGCACCGAAAAAUGCUGAAGUUAAGGAAACAUAUGAUCGUCACUACUGGUAUGCAAAAGCACAGGAAACUCUAAAAAAACGCUUGCUAUAUGCAUCGGAAAAAAACCCAGUGGCAAAGAACGUCAUAUUAGUUGUCGGAGACGGAAUGAGUUUGACAACAACUACAGCUGCCAGAAUACUUCGUGGUCAAAGAAGAGGUCAGUCUGGGGAAGACACUGAUCUAGUGUGGGAUACGUUCCCCACGGUAGCAUUAGCAAAGACGUACAAUAUCGACGCUCAAACUGGAGAGUCAUCUGCUUGUGCUACAGCUCUCUUAUGUGGAGUAAAGGCGAGAUACGAGACUCUAGGUCUUGACUCUGGAGGUCGUUUCAACAACUGUGCUUCGGCAAUAAACUCUAAAGUUACUUCUCUGAUAGAUUGGGCCCACGAAGCUGGUAAAUCUAGUGGGAUUGUAACAACAGCCCGUAUAACACAUGCCACCCCUGCAGCUCUUUAUGCCCAUGCUCCUUCAAGGUAUUGGGAGGAUGACAGUCGGGUUCCCCCAACAGUACGGCGAGACUGCAAAGACAUAGCAUUGCAACUUGUUGAAAAUGACCCGGGAAAGAAUAUAAAUGUUAUUAUGGGUGGUGGACGGCGCCAUUUUCUUCCAACGGUUACGUCAGACCCUGAACAUCCCAACAGAGAAGGAAGAAGGCUUGAUGGGCGAAAUUUAGCUGAAGAUUGGGCUAGGGAAAAGAAAAGACGACGUCUAAGAGCACAGUAUAUCCACUCAAAGGAGCAAUUAGUGAAACUGGAUCCAAGAACUGUAGAUUAUGUUUUAGGAUUAUUUGAAUAUUCUCAUAUGGAGUUUAAUGCUGAGCGAGGCGUGGUAUUGGAUACUGAGGAAAAUAUAGGUUCAAGUUCAACAGUUAAAGCAGAUGACCCGUCAUUAGCAGACAUGACCCGUACUGCAUUAUCAAUAUUGUCUAAAAACGAUAAAGGAUUUUUUCUAUUAAUAGAAGGAGGUAGAAUAGACCACGCUCACCAUUAUAAUAAUCCUUAUCGGGCUCUUGAUGAAACUUUGGAAUUGGAAACUGCACUAUUAGCUGCCUUAGAGAAAGUAAACCCAGCGGAGACCCUAAUUGUGGUGACGGCCGAUCACGGCCACGUAAUGACUUUUGGUGGUCAAGCUACCCCUAGGGGUCAUCCAAUUUUAGGUGCUGAUACGGUAGUUUCCGACAUAGAUGGCUUGCGAUACACAACAUUGUUGUAUGGAACUGGACCGGGACACUCGGAACCGAGAACGUUGCCAUUGAAUGGAACUUCAACUACUCCGGCUGAUGCAGUGCACGCGGCAGCUGUGCCAAAACAAUGGGCUACUCACGGUGGAGAGGACGUACCCAUAUAUGCUUUAGGUCCUAUGGCAACAGUAUUAUUUGCUGGCGUUGUAGAACAAAGCUACAUUCCACAUGCCAUCGCCUAUGCGGCGUGUUUAGCUCACCAGUCACACCGUUGUCAUGAAAAUAUUUUAAACCUUACUAAGCCGGAGGUAAAAAUACAAAGUUGCAUGCAACCCGAAGUGAGUAGUGUAUCCGCAGACGAAGCUAGAAGUGAUAGUUCUAAUGUUCGACGAGUCAUCGUAGCAUCAAGCGUUAUGUCAGACGAACGUUUACCAAGGGCAUCCGCUACACUCUCCUCUCCGCUUAAGAUGUCGUACUACUUUAUAAUUCUAACGUUUCACUCCGUUGGAUAUCUCUACUCUAUCAUUAGAAAUAUUUGA